UGUCGGUGGGUGAUCAGGAGGCAGACCACCAGCAAUACCAGCCCGUGGUAGAUCAAGGCAACGACAGCCACCUCCUCCACUCGGUACAGUACAUCACCUCCACCAUCUAUUGUGUCACCAUUGGCUACUCUGGUGAUAGCUUCGGGUGCUACUCAACCACCAUCUAUUACGUCACUAUCAGUUGCUUUGGUUGCUACUCCAUCAUCUCCACAGCUUAAAGAUUUAUAUGCGAUUGCUAAUCCACUACCACCGUAGCUUUAGAUACAUUUAUAGUUGCUACUCCAUCGCGUUGUACAGGUGUUGGGAAUCCAGUGACUAAGGCUUCCGUCGCGACUGGACACAUUCACCUGCCGUCAGUAGGAUGACUGGAUAUGGCUUGCGUCUCCUCAAGAUUGAUCCAGCAAGAAGGUCCGGCAUUGGGAUCCUCGACUUGAUACCAUGGUGUAUCCGAGAUAGUAUGCACAAGCUGGCACCCAGUACAGUGACAGGUUGUGCAAGUAGAGGGCCAAGGGUUAGAGACCAGAUAGGGUUUGAGAGAAGGUGUGGAGUAUUUGGACUCAUUGGUCCCCUAAGCAGUUUUAGAGGAAGCGUGCUACUGCCUCUAGGAAUCGGCGCAGCACAACUAGGGGCGAGAGAUCGGGACCGUACUUCAUUUGGGGGUUCGAUCUUCAUGACUGAGCAAGCCAAGAGAAUGGCCGGAAGCUCAACCCUGUUGAGCUGUUUGAGGCCAUGCACACUUAGCAGACACCAGAUGGUGGCCGUCAGUACAUCGACUAGUGAUCUCAAGCUGUCGUUAAUCGGUACCAUCAGCUAGUAUAGACUGUUUCUCAGCUAGCUAAGGGAUCCACAGAGCCGCUAGAGCUAGACAUUACAAAGUUAUUCCUCGAAGCAGCAAGCGGUGAGAAAAAACACCAGGGUCUAUGCAAUGGGUGCUAAGCACCCUCUUUCUUCAGCCAUGGAUCGUCCUACAGCUCCACUGCCAAGUCUUAAAUGAUAAACGUCAUAGAUCCUCUGAAGACACGAGUCAUCGAGACUGUGCAAUAGGUGCAAUCUGUGUUAAAUGAGAUAGACUUGUCCGCUGCUAGGAGCAAGAGGAGGUGACUUAUGGUAUCCGUACAUAUGUCCAACAUCUCAUCCGAGAGUUCCCCACAGAGUUUCUGAUGCUCGACACAUCCUCCUCCGCCCUACCCUAGCAGCAACAUCAGCAGCAUCAAUAGGAUGACCAGGAUCAGCCGGUCACUGACUCGUAGUUUAGGUCUUUUUGUCCUUUGUGUAUUUUUUACUAUACACUACAAUAAACAU
Molecule: messenger RNA, 1302 nt
Organism: Ricinus communis (castor bean)
Lineage: Eukaryota; Viridiplantae; Streptophyta; Magnoliopsida; Malpighiales; Euphorbiaceae
Exons: 4
Coding region: 362-814 (150 amino acids)
Source: RefSeq, a predicted model, not a curated record